Aureobasidium pullulans EXF-150 is the source of this 2035-nucleotide messenger RNA. RefSeq lists its product as uncharacterized. Lineage: Eukaryota; Fungi; Ascomycota; Dothideomycetes; Dothideales; Saccotheciaceae. The record is from RefSeq and is a predicted model, not a curated record. The transcript has a single exon. The coding region runs from base 99 to 1829 and encodes 576 amino acids.
UCAGCGAGGAAAAUCUCUUUUCUUCUCCUUUGAUUAUUCUGUCUUUGCGAGCGUCUGCUUUUUUUCGUUUGUUCUUCUCUUUUCUUCCAUACCGAGACAUGUCUGCACCACUCAGUCGGACUAGACGACUCUCAUCGGUCUGGGACAAUUUCCGCAACAAAUACCGCAAGACGCGUAUCGACAGCCUGCUCUCACCUCCGAACCUAGACUCUGGAGACGACAAGAAGAGCGGCUAUUCAGACCCUGAAGGAAAACUCUUGCCCUCUGAUUAUGAUACGGACAGAUCUCCUGGGUCAACGGGUAGACAGUCUUUCUCCGAAGAUGAAGUCGUCAGUCCUUGCGAUAGUAAACUUCCCGAUUUCCAAUUCCCGCCAGCGAUUUCUGGGUUUGAGGUUGGGGGUGACGAGGAAAAUGAGAGUGAUGGGACGAGCUCGGAUCAGGAUGGACGGAUUGCAGCUGCUAUUGACAAUUUCACUGUUGAAGCCACCGAGCCAGAGGAUAUCGGACGGUACUUUUCUCAUGCUGCGCGGAAGACUGGUGAUGAUGCUACGAUUUCCGAACAGAUCAGUCCCACUGGAAGUAUGGAUACCGGAGCCUCUGCGGACUCGACCAGUGGACUUCUGCAUUCGGAUAACUCUGGCUCGACAUUGAGUUUCGAGGUCGGCGUGCCGUUGCAGAGGACAGUGGCCAAUAGAAACCUGCAGCAGUGGAAAACGCAGGUGCAGACUGAGCCGCAGACCGCCGAGCAGAGUCUGGCGCAGAGUACUUAUAUCUCGUUGGAUGAGGUUGUACAUGAUACCGGAUGGAUGGUUGAAGAGCAGGAAAGAGCAAAGCACAAGGAAAGAGAGGUUCCCAGGACUGUGGAUGGGGUGAGAUUGGAUGCGAGACCUUUGAUCAGGCAUACGGGUACUUCGGCCCCGCCGCACAGUUCUUUGCAACUGCACACUUUUGCUUCGCGGCAACAGCAUAUCGACGCGCUGGAUGAGGGGCAAGUGUCUCCGAAGAAGAUCGCAGAGCCAGUUCUUGAAGCUUCGACAUCGCAGAACCUGGCAGCACCAUCAGCACAACGUCGCCCUCAACCAAUCUCUUGGUUCUCUUCUUCUUCAGACUCGAGCGUCCAAUCUCUCCGUCUAAACCUCACAAACCAAACCUACCGUCGCAGAAGCACCAUAAGACCCCCUCCCACCAUCCCUCUAUCUCGACCUCAACUUCUCUCUUCAUCCCCCUCGCAACAACCCAUAACCUCAAAACGCCACCAAACCACAAACGAAACCGUCCUGGGGGUUCCGACCUUCUCUUCCAUCUCCAACACUUCCAACCCUUUCUUCUCCCCUCCCUCUUCCUACCCACCCAAACCCCUCAAACUCGCAACAGCAGCACCAACAUCACACCCGAAGCCAAAAAUCGAAUACUCACACACACCCCCUCGCAUCCAUGCCCGUCAAAUCCAAAGCCGUCGUGUUUCUUCAAAACCACUUACGGCAUAUACUUCACUCUCCACGCCGUCUGCAAUCUCCACCUUCCACUCAACACUGACGUCCCGCCUGCACCUCGCCAUAAGCAGCGGCGAUAUAAAGGCCUCACAAGUACCCGUGAAAGAGCGCGUGCGAAGGAUUUCCGGCAAGUCAUUGCAGCAGGGGUUGCAGCAGGGUGUCGCGAGGUCGGGGAGGGCGGUCAGGAGGUGGAGUGUUGGCGUGGGUGAAGCUGUUGUUGCUGGAGGGGGGUUGGGAGUUGGAUGGGGGGAUGUGGGUGGGGGGAGUGGGAUGGAGGAAGAGAUGGGGGUGGGGAAGAGGAGUGCGAGUGUUUAUUAUGGGGGUGGAUUUGUUUGAUGUGGUAGGAUGGGGAAGAAAGAGAUGGAUUGGGGAUUGGGGAUCGUCUCUACGUUGGGCUCCCGUCUUCGGAAAUACAAGAAACCGCCUUGGAGAUAUCGACUGGAUUGGUCACAUCCACAGAAUAACAGUCAGAUCUAAUGCGUACGCAAUAUCAAGCAUACAGAAAAACCACAGAUUGCAAUACAAUAAACUCAUAUUCUUAG